AGUUUCCAUAUAAUGCUCUUGGUCAAGCCUGCAUAGAAUAUGCACAAAACAGGAAGUUCACACACCCAUUCAUUUGGGGAACAGUUAUUGAGUGUCUGCAGUAGGGCAGAUAUUGCUGAGUAUUAGUAGAAUUCCUUGAAAGAAUCUUUUCCAUCAUAAAGCACAUUGUGGGGAGGGUGAUGUGAGAGACAAGAAGUAAUGGUAAAAGUGGAUGGAACAAAAGUGGGACUUGGAAAAUGUUGCCCUGUAAGAAGAGAAGAACUACGUUGACAGAGUCCCCACAACAUCAGGGCAGCCAGGAGGAAGAUGACUUAGACCUUCAGUCAGCUGUUAAACCAGAAUCUGACCAAGUUAAAGACCUGGGGUCAGUGUCCCUGUCCUGGAGUCCAAGUCAUGGCAGAGCAGCUGACCUUGACGUGCAGGAUGCAGGAAUUCAGCUUGGUAUGGAGGACCCAUCUUUGAGCUCUAGGAUGCUCACCGACAAUACAAAUGUUGCAGUUCUGGAAGCUGUGGAUGUGGCCAUCUCUCAGGAAAUCACCCUACCUUCCUUGGAGUCUUCUCAGCCUGUAAAUACACACAUUGGUAAAGGAAAACUUCAGGCCACUAGCUCAAGGAGAGGGAAGAAAAUUACACUCAGACCUGGGUCAGUUACUCAAGAAGACAGAGGUGAUCAUCCUAUUGCUAAGGAGCCUUUUUCAGAAGAGCCUGGUGAAGAAGUCAAGGAAGGAGGAGGAAAAUCUCAAAUGCAUUCUGGAGGGGAGAUGCCUACUUUGCCAUCAGACAGCCACUCUGCAAAACCUGCAGCCUCACCUAGGAAAUCAUCUCAGCCAGAUGUCUGUGCCUCUCCUCAAGAAAAGCCACUCAGGACUCUAGCUCACCAAGCUGAGGAAGAGACAGAGGAUGGUGGACUCUUUAUUCCAAUGGAAGAGCAUGACAGUGAAGAAAAUGAGAAAAGGCGAAAAAAGAAAAAGGGUACCAAGAGGAAAAGAGAUGGAAGGGAUCAAGAAGAAAGGACUUUGUCUUGUGACCUGAAGCUGGAUGACAUGCUUGACCGCACCUUAGAGGACGGCGCUAAGCAGCACAACUUGACCGCAGUCAACGUGCGAAACAUCCUUCAUGAAGUAAUCACAAAUGAACAUGUGGUAGCUAUGAUGAAAGCAGCCAUCAGUGAGACGGAAGAUAUGCCAAUGUUUGAGCCCAAAAUGACACGCUCUAAACUGAAAGAAGUGGUGGAAAAAGGAGUGGUAAUUCCAACAUGGAAUAUUUCACCAAUUAAGAAGGCCAAUGAAAUUAAGCCGCCUCAGUUUGUGGAUAUCCACCUUGAAGAUGAUGAUUCGUCAGAUGAAGAGUACCAGCCAGAUGAUGAAGAAGAAGAUGAGACUGCUGAAGAGAGUUUAUUGGAAAGUGAUGUGGAAAGCACCGCUUCAUCUCCACGUGGGGCAAAGAAAUCCCGAUUGAGGCAGUCUUCUGAGAUGACUGAAACAGAUGAGGAGAGUGGCAUAUUAUCAGAGGCUGAGAAAGUCACCGCACCUGCCAUCAGACACAUCAGUGCUGAGGUAGUGCCCAUGGGGCCUCCGCCCCCACCAAAGCCCAAACAGACCAGGGAUAGUACUUUCAUGGAGAAGCUGCAUGCAGUAGAUGAAGAGCUGGCUUCCAGUCCGGUCUGCAUGGAUUCUUUCCAGCCCAUGGAUGAUAGUCUGAUUGCUUUCCGAACUCGCUCUAAGAUGCCACUGAAAGAUGUUCCCUUGGGGCAGCUAGAAGCAGAGCUCCGAGCUCCAGACAUCACCCCAGACAUGUAUGACCCCAAUACAGCGGACGAUGAGGACUGGAAGAUGUGGCUGGGAGGACUUAUGAAUGAUGAUGUGGGGAAUGAAGAUGAAGCAGAUGAUGAUGAUGAUCCGGAAUAUAAUUUCCUGGAAGACCUCGAUGAACCAGAUACAGAGGAUUUCCGCACUGACCGGGCAGUAAGAAUCACCAAAAAGGAAGUGAAUGAACUGAUGGAAGAGCUGUUUGAAACUUUUCAAGACGAGAUGGGAUUCUCCAACAUGGAAGAUGACGGCCCAGAAGAGGAGGAACGUGUGGCUGAGCCUCGGCCUAACUUUAACACCCCUCAAGCCUUACGGUUUGAGGAACCACUGGCCAACUUACUAAAUGAGCAACAUCGCACCGUGAAGGAGCUACUUGAACAGCUGAAGAUGAAAAAAUCUUCAGCCAAACAGCAGCAGGAAGUAGAGAGGGUUAAUAAACCCCAGAGGGAGAAGGUUCAUCAGACUCUGAUUCUAGACCCAGCACAGAGGAAGAGGCUCCAGCAGCAGAUGCAGCAGCAUGUUCAGCUCUUGACGCAAAUUCACCUUCUCACCAGUUCCAACCCCAAUCUCAGUUCGGAGGCCAGUACCACCAGGAUAUUUCUUAAAGAGCUGGGAACCUUUGCUCAAAGCUCCAUCGCCCUCCAUCAUCAGUUCAACCCCAAGUUUCAGACCUUGUUCCAACCCUGUAACCUGAUGGGAGCCAUGAAGCUUAUUGAAGACUUCAGCACACAUGUCAGCGUUGACUGGAGUCCUCGUAAAACUGUCAAGAAGACUGCCUGUAAAUUGCCCUGUUUGCCAAAGCAAGUGGCUUGGAUCCUAGCCACUAGCAAGGUUUUCAUGUAUCCAGAGUUACUUCCAGUGUGUUCUCUGAAGGCCAAGAAUCCCCAGGAUAAGAUUUUCUUCACCAAAGCAGAAGACAAUUUGUUGGCUUUAGGACUGAAGCACUUUGAAGGGACGGAGUUUCCCAAGCCUCUGAUCAGCAAGUACCUUCUCACUUGCAAGACUGCCCACCAGCUGACAGUGAGAAUCAAGAACCUCAACAUGAACAGAGCUCCUGACAACAUCAUUAAAUUUUAUAAGAAGACCAAACAGCUGCCCAUCUUAAUGAAGUGCUGUGAAGAGAUCCAGCCGCAUCAGUGGAAGCCGCCUGUAGAGAGGGAGGAGCACCGGCUUCCGUUCUGGUUAAAGGCCAGUCUGCCGUCCAUCCAGGAGGAACUGCGGCACAUAGCUGGUGGUGCCAGAGAGGCAGGAAAUGUGACUGGAACCACUGAGAUCAACUCAGACCCAGGCCUGGGAAAAGGCAGCUCGGAACUGGAGAGUGAAACUCGGUAUCCACUGCUACUGCCCAAGGGUGUAGUCCUGAAGCUGAAGCCAGUUGCCAACCGUUUUUCUAGGAAGGCUUGGAGACAGAAGCGGUCCUCCACCCUGAAGCCCUUUUUUUUCGGACCCAGCCCCUCUCUCCAGCCUAGCUCCAGCUCUGGGAAGACACCGGCUAGAUCAGCUCACUCAGAAGCCCCUCCAAGCAAAAUGGUGGUCCGGAUUCCUCCCCUGAUCCAGCCAGCCACGGUCUUACAGGCAGUGCCAGGUGGCCCUCCUCUGGGGGCCCCCGGGGGGGACAGUUUUGAGUCUCCAGCAGCACUGCCAGCUGCAGCUGCUGAGGCCAGGACCAGCUUCCCUCUGCCUGAGCCGCAGACCCUGCUGUCCUCCGCCCCUGUGCCGAAGCUAAUGCUGCCUUCACUUGCUUCUUCGAAGUUUCGAAAGCCAUGUGUGAAACGGAGAGCCUCCAAGAGAAAGGGACCCAAGGCCUCUCUCUGUCUGAAGCCUGCCCCUCUCAUCCACCCUGCGCCCGUGUUCUUCACUGUUCCCGCCGCGACCGUGAAGGUUGUGAGCCUCGGCAGCGGCUGCAACAUGGUGCAGCCCGUCAGUGCAGCGGUGGCCCGGAGUCCUCAGACCAUCCCCAUCACCACCCUGCUGGUUAACCCUACUGCCUUCCCCUGUGCGUUGAACCAGCCCCUUGUGGCCUCCUCCAUCCCCCCCUUAAUUGUCUCUGGCCCCUCUGUGAAUCUCUCUGUACCAUCCACCCCUGAAGAUAAAGCCCCCGUGAAUGUGGACACAGGUUGUCCUUUGGCUGAGGGGAAAAAUGCCUUUCCAGGCCUCGAACCCAAACUAGAACCUCGGGAACCGUCUCCUGUCUGUGCUGCUGUCUUCCCCAAAGAGGAGCACAGCCCAGGGCCUCCAGCUACAGACAGAGCGUGCCAGGAGCAGCUGUCGGAGAGCAGUGCCUGUGGCUGGACCACUGUGAAAACGGAGGAGGGGAGGCAGGCCCCUGAACCCCUGCCUCAGGGCUUCCGGGAAUCUCUGCACACUUGCCCUGAGGAUUUAGAGGAAAUCGUUAAGACGGAACCUAAAGAUCCUGGGCAGGACACCUGUGGUGGAUCCCUGGAGCAGGACAGCCAUGAUGAAAUCAAAGAAGAACACUCUGUGGAGUUGGACACUGGCUUCCCAAGUGGGGAGUCAAGUGGGCCUAGAGAGGGGAAGAAACAGACAGGCCUACAACAGGAGGAGGAGAGGAGUCAAGCAGCUCAAACCCUUUCGGCUUCUCAAGAGCCUCCUGGGGAAGGAAACUCAGGAGAUGUGAGCAAAGGGUCCCCAAGGGACGCUUCCUUCUCCACUGACCCUGAAAUGGUGCUUAGCAGCCCCCUGGGGAAGCCCGAAGACCUAUCCAGCGUUGAUGGUCAGUCAGUGGGGACCCCAGCAGGACCAGAAACUGCAGGAGAGAAGGAUGGGCCAGAGGAAGAGGAAGAAGAGGACUUUGAUGACCUUACCCAGGAUGAGGAAGACGAGAUGUCAUCAGCCUCUGAGGAAUCUGUACUUUCUGUCCCAGAACUCCAGGAAACAAUGGAGAAACUGACUUGGCUUGCAUCUGAAAGGCGCAUGAGUCAGGAGGGUGAGUCUGAGGAAGAGAACUCCCAGGAAGAGAAUUCUGAGCCUGAGGAAGAAGAGGAAGAAGAAGCAGAAGGAAUGGAAAACCUGCAGAAGGAGGAUGAAAUGAUGGAUGAAGCCAUCGGAGACCCUGCCGAGAAGCCUCCUGCCACCUUUGCCUCCCCAAAGGCUGCUCCAGAAGUGGAGACCAGCAGGACCCCACCAGGAGAGAGCAUCAAAGCUGCAGGAAAGGGCCGGAGUAAUCAUCGCGCUCGCAGCAAGCGGGGCAGUCGGGCCCGGGCCAGCAAGGACACCGCCAAGCUGCUGUUACUGUAUGAUGAGGACAUCCUCGAGCGAGAUCCACUCCGGGAGCAGAAGGAUUUGGCCUUUGCUCAGGCUUAUCUGAGCAGGGUCCGAGAAGCCCUGCAGCACAUCCCUGGCAAGUAUGAAGACUUCCUUCAGGUCAUCUAUGAGUUUGAGUCAAGCACUCAGAGGCAGACAGCUGUGGAUCUCUACAAGAGCCUGCAAAUUCUGCUCCAAGACUGGCCUCAGCUGUUGAAGGACUUUGCUGCUUUCCUGUUACCUGAGCAAGCACUGGCCUGUGGAUUAUUUGAAGAGCAGCAGGCUUUUGAGAAGAGUCGCAAGUUUCUUCGGCAGCUGGAAAUUUGCUUUGCAGAGAACCCCUCACACCACCAGAAGAUCAUCAAGGUCCUCCAGAGCUGUGCAGACUGCUUGCCCCAGGAGAUCACUGAGCUCAAGACACAGAUGUGGCAGCUCCUCAAGGGCCACGACCACCUACAGGAUGAGUUCUCCAUCUUCUUUGACCAUCUGCGCCCAGCAGCUAGCCGGAUGGGUGACUUUGAAGAGAUCAAUUGGACCGAGGAGAAGGAGUAUGAGUUUGAUGGCUUUGAAGAAGUGGCAUUGCCUGAUGUGGAAGAGGAAGAGGAACCUCCCAAGAUACCCACAGCCUCAAAGAACAAAAGAAGAAAAGAGAUUGGGGUCCAAAAUCACGAUAAGGAGGCUGAGUGGCCAGAUGGGGCCAAGGACUGUGCCUGUUCCUGCCAUGAGGGAGGUCCUGACUCCAAGAUGAAGAAGAGCAAAAGGAGAAGUUGUAGCCACUGCAGCAGCAAGGUCUGUGACAGCAAACCCUACAAGAGCAAGGAGCCCCAUGAGUUGGUGGGCAGCAGUCCCCACCGAGAGGCCAGUCUUACGCCUGGUGCUAAGGAAGCUGGGCAGGGCAAGGACGUGAUGGAGGAGGAAGCCCCAGAAGAGCGAGAAAGCAUUGAGGCAGCCCAGAGCAGGACUGGCAGGAGUACCAGGAAGGGAGAGGUGCCUGUUGCAGGAUUGGCAGCGGGGAGCACUUUGCCAUCCCCUAAAGAAGUGACUUUUACAGACCAGCUCCUCCUUGAUGGCCUGCCACCACCCUGCUCACCAGAGCCUCCUCAGCUUCCCUCCACAGCUGGAACUGUGCUGUGCACUGUCAGGAGUAACCAGGCUGAGCCUGCAGCUCUCCCCUGCCCCAGGGCAUCCCCCGGACCUCAGGAUGAGGGGGAGGGCCACAAGCCAGGGGCUGAGCUGGAACAAUCCAUGCUGGCCUGGGAUGCCUCCGAAACUGAGAAAUUGCCUGGAACUGUCGAACCCCCUGCCUCUUUUCUGAGUCCUGUUUCCUCAAGGACUGGAGACUUCGGGAGAAGACAGGUGCCUGGGAAACCAGACACAGAAGAGAGCUGGCUGCCUUCCAGCAGAGCUGGGGCAACCACAGCAGACAGGGUGUCCCCUCUCCAUGGAGCUUCUUCAGCAGGAGUUGACACUUCAGAGACUUCUCCUAAAGUCCCUAGAGGAGGUUUGGCUAAAGACAGUGGACUACAGGGCAAGGGUCCAGCAGGGGAGCUGCAGACGAAGGCCACAGAAGCUACAGUAUGUGCCAACAACAGCAAGGUCAGCUCCACUGGGGAAAAGGUGGUCCUGUGGACAAGGGAAGCUGACCGGGUGAUCCUGACCAUGUGCCAGGAGCAAGGAGCACAGCCGCAGACUUUCAGUGUCAUCUCCCAGCAGCUGGGAAAUAAGACCCCUACUGAGGUUUCCCAUCGUUUUCGAGAACUCAUGCAGCUCUUCCACACAGCCUGUGAGGCCAGCUCUGAGGACGAGGACGACGCGACCAGUACCAGCAAUACAGACCAGCUGUCUGACCACGGGGACCUUCUGUCUGAGGAAGAGCUGGAUGAGUGAGACCUGGAGUGUGAGGGUGUCAUCUGAGCAUUGAGCCCACCAGGCACCCUGGUGAUCAGGGAGAGGGUGGGGUGCUGCACCUCGCUUUUGCAGCUGUUGAGUUCAGUAUGCGGAGCUGGAGGAACAGGGGCCAGGGACAGUGACAAAGGCAGGCUGGGGGUCGCACGGUCCUGCCACCCUGUGCAUCUUUUACGAAGACCUUAGAAAUAGUUGUAAAGAGCAUUGAGGGAGAGUGGGUCGCAGUUCCUUUUCUGUGUUGUACUUUUUUCUGUCUGAUGGUACAUAUUUAUUGUUGUGUGAUUUGAUCACAGUGUUUCUAAAUGUAAUAAAUGCGUGUGUUGGUGUAGCCAGUCCCAAGACACUGAGCUCCUGCA
Messenger RNA from Dama dama (fallow deer), 7333 nucleotides. Its product is annotated as GON-4-like protein. The coding region runs from base 237 to 6959 and encodes 2240 amino acids. Gene Ontology annotation, molecular function: transcription coregulator activity. The transcript is spliced from 32 exons. NCBI's taxonomy places the organism in Eukaryota, Metazoa, Chordata, Mammalia, Artiodactyla, Cervidae. Gene Ontology annotation, cellular component: nucleus. The record is from RefSeq and is a predicted model, not a curated record. Gene Ontology annotation, biological process: regulation of DNA-templated transcription.